Schistosoma curassoni is the source of this 1948-nucleotide messenger RNA. The record is from the annotation of a GenBank genome assembly. NCBI's taxonomy places the organism in Eukaryota, Metazoa, Platyhelminthes, Trematoda, Strigeidida, Schistosomatidae.
GAAAACUGUUUAUAAAUACCUGUAAUUUUUUUAUAAUGGUUGUAGUAACUCCAAGUUUUAGCUCCGUACAAUAGAACCGUCUCGAUGUUUCUAUUGAAGAUUCUGACUUUGAUGUUGGCUGGCAGUUGUUUUGAAUUCCAGAUGUUCCCCAACUUCAGGAAUCCUGUCCUUGCCUUACCAGUCCGUGCCAGCACAUCUGCAUCAAAUCAUGCUCGUUUAUCCAUGAUACUGGACAGUGCUACAUUUUUAUGCACUUAUAUCGCAUUGGUUUGUUGUCCCAGUGUAAGACGACGAUAUCCUGGAAAUGUGAUCGCUUUAUCUGUUUUUACACUGGCAUUUUCUUAUAUGACGGGUACAAUUACAUCAUUUUACGACACUCAAUCUGUUCUAGUUGCUGUUGUUAUAACAGCUUGUCUAUGUAUAGCAAUUUCUGUUUUUGCUAUACAAACACGAAUUGAUAUUACAAAAUGUACUUCUUUAAUAUUUGUAUUAAGUAUUGUGGUAAUGUUAACUGGACUUGCUUGUGUCAUUGUUUUUGCUGUAUCCGGACCGAAUCGGAUUUUGCAAGUCGUUUAUGGUGGACUCGCAGCCUUGUUGUUUGGUGUGUAUCUGGCUUUUGAUACACAACAUAUUAUCGGUGGACGAGAGUUAGAACUUAGCGCAGAAGAAUAUAUAUUUGGUGCUUUACAAUUAUACUUGGAUGUUGUCAAUUUAUUCUUAAUUAUUCUAUCAUUUUUUGGUAAUAGAGAUUCAUAAAAAAUAAUAAGUCUGAAUAAACGUUCUGAAUAAUUUCCAAAACAUAAAAAGACAAAUAUAGUUACAUCACACUCACAUACAAAUGAGUAUUACAAUGAAUGAAGUAUUAUUCCCAUCUCUUUUCUUUUUCCGUGUCUCUGUGUGUUUGUAUGUGUGCGUUGUUGAUCAUCCCUAUUCUUUUCUUCAAUUUUCUAUUCAUUAAAAUAAAAAAGGCUGUUUUAUUGUUAUUCUGUAAUUGUUAAGAAAGGUGAUUAUAUCAACUUUUACCAUUGCUAUUCGUGCAUAUAUGUAUGGAUGGAUAAUGAAUAAGAUUGUGUACUUCAGAGCUAGAAUAUGACGUAAACAUCAUCUGAAAAUUAAUAUUUCAUAAAAUUCACAUUCUUUCAUCAUUUGUCCUAUCAAUUAUAAGAGUUGUAAUCUCAGUUGGGCCCUUAUAUCAGACUUAAACUUCACGAAUCAUCGACUUAUAAUUGUUGUUGUUAUUAAGAUUAUGAUGAUAUGUUCUGUUUAACAUUACGAUAACACACUUAUUAUUCAUACUUAAAAUAGUAAUCAUACAUCUCUUAGCAGUGAGUAUAUUUCUUGCUCUAAUGCUAAUAUGUUAUUUCUUCUGUUUGUGAACUACAUUUCUAUCCUUUCAAGUUGUCAAUAACAUAUGACAGUAUUUGUCAUAUUUGAAUACUUUGUGUUAUGACAUCCGAGAACUCACUGAAUCCGUAUUCAUAAUAAUUCGGAUUUUUAUUCUAAGGCAAAAAGGGAAUAGGGUAUUACUGUUUCUUACUUUCGACUCUCUCUCUUACACACACACACACAUGCAUACACCUUUUUCAUGUAAUCUUUUGUUUGUUCGAUUUUGUCCAUUCAUCAAUCGUAAAUACAUGAAGAAUAAAGAUACAAACUAAUAACAAAUGGAUCUUAUUUACCUGUGUGUAUUUUGAUUUCUGGAAUUAUCAUCGCUUGUUUUCCAAUUAAACUUAUUAUAAUAUUUUAUGUGUAUGUCUUUGUGUUACAAUGAAUCAUUACUGAAACACUUACUACUGAUUUAUUUUGUGUGUUUCGUUGCUGUUUUAAAUGAUUCGACUAUGAAUUCAUUGUACUGUGUAAUUGUGCACAAAAUAUACAGUCAUAAUUAUGUGUUUUAUAUUCUUAAAUCAAAUAUCAAUUUAUGGUAGUAAAUAUAUCGUUUGAAUUG